GAUUUUGUAAGCACGGGUUGUGGGUAUGCGUUACAUGUCCACUCUUGGCGUUUUCGUGAGUUUCAGGUGUAACCGUGGUAUUUGUUAAAUUCGUCUGAAAUAAGAAGUUAAGUUAGUUUACUUACCAGAACUUCACUUUCCUUAGUUUGUGAUAUUUUAUAGAACGAUUGCUUUUGGGAUGGCACACAGCAGAACUGAACUUCCACAUAUACCGACAACUAAAGCAUCCGUGGUUUCUUAUCCCCAUCAGUCAAUAGAUUAUAUAAAAGAGAUACCAAAAUGUGAUCGUCAGAGCUUAGUUGAAUGGAGAUUAGGUGUUCAGGAAUCAAUUACUGUCGGAAUACUUGAAAAAAUUUCACUUCUAAAGGCUGAUAUGAUUGAACAUCUUAAAAGGUCAAACUUUCUGGAGCACGAACAGAAGUCUCAAAAGGAUAUUCUUAUCAACGAAAUUAAAACCCUACUUCAAAGCAUUGAGAAAAUCGAUUUAGAAGUUCGUAAAUUUGAAGAAAAUGUACGAGAUAAAUGGUCUACGGUUAAAGAUGCCGCUAUAAAUCUAAAAAAUUUAGAAAAUCAUCACUUAACUAGCUUAACGGAUGUAAGAAGUCGCAUAACGCGUUGUGAUCAAGCUAUAUCGACAUUAUCACAAAGAACAAAUCAAACAAUUGAAGAAGUACGCCAAUUGGUAGAUACUCAUAAACAUGAUAUAAAUGAAUUGAAUGGUCAACUUAAAUUACAUGAACAUAAGUUUGCCGAAAUAACAAAUCAAAUUGAUCGUGAUAAUGUUAAAUUUAACUCCGCUGUUCAGCGUUUAGAGGAGACAUUAUAUAAACAAAUUGCCGAUGUUGAAAGACGUUUACAACAAAAGAUCAGUGAAUUACAGAAUGAAAUUCAAGUAUCUAUUCAACAAUGUCAAGAUGAAAAAAGAUCCUUAGAAUCACGUUUGCUUGAUAAUAUACACACAAUGGCAGCAAACCUUGAAAAUCGUAUUGCAUUUGUUGAAGAGAAAACAAAUGAAUUAAAAAUUGAUGAAGAAUUAUACGAUCGAGUUGAUAAUAUCGAAGCAAAUUCAUCAAAUUUUAAACAACAAGUUUUGAGAACAUUUAAAGAAAUAGAAACUCGAAUGAAUAAACUUUCUGAUGAUUUAUAUGAACAUCAUCGUCAAACAAUUGAAACAGUUCGGGAAGAAAUGCGUCAAGGUUUUCAUACAAUGCAUGAUACAUUAACUAGUGCAAAAUCUGUAUUAGAAAAUAAAUUACGUAUAUCUGAAGAAACAUUACAUAUGGAAUUAAGUCAAUUAAGAAAAUUAAUAGUUUUAGUAUAAACUGAUCAUUUGUUUAAAUUAUUAACAAUGAAUGAUAAAGUAUGAUGUUCACUUAAUUAGAUAGAAACAGAUUCUUUAAAACGAAUUAUCUACAUUAAAUGUUUCUUUUUUGACAUUGGAAUCAUGUAGACAAAUAAUCUAUAUACUGUUUUAUUAUUAUUAUUAUUAUUAUUGUCGAUUGUAUAUGUGGUUAUUAUUAUUCUUUAUAAUAUUACUGAAAUAUAUACUUUCUCAUUAUUAUAAGUAGUAUGUUUCUGUAUACAGAUUUUACAAUGUAUUUCUUAUUAAAUGAUAUUGUACUCCUGUUUACUAAAAAACAAUUUUCUUCAUUAUUUGAAAUUUCAUUGUUUAAUGAGUUAUAUUUAUGAUAAAACAAUUAAUU
Messenger RNA from Schistosoma margrebowiei, 1703 nucleotides. The record is from the annotation of a GenBank genome assembly. NCBI's taxonomy places the organism in Eukaryota, Metazoa, Platyhelminthes, Trematoda, Strigeidida, Schistosomatidae.